ACGGUGCGAUCGAAGACGGAGUUGGGACAUCGCAUCUGACAGCUAGUAGAGGCGGGUGAGGUUAUCUGAUAACUUUCUGUUUAUUGUUCGGUUAUCGAUCGGCCUGUAUACACUUGUCCACAACCAGACGGGCAGAUUUCUUGAUGAAUCCACAAAAAAGACGGCAGUGGGCAUGAUGAAAUUAUCAGGAGCGGCACUUUGCCUUUGUUUGUUGACAGUGUUGGAGACAACUGUUUAUCGGGGAACUUGUUCACCGGUUAGCGUUCAAGGUUCUGACAAGGAUGCUUUCACUAUUCAACACUCAAGCACAAAGAAGUGCCUGGGUACAGUGACCUCGAAGGACUUCAGUGCCGUCACAUGUGACCCAAACAGCAGUUCCCAGUUGUGGAAGUGGGGUUCGGGUCACCGGCUCUUUCAUGUGGCCACAACCCUCUGCUUGGCGUUGGAUGUAUCCUCCAAGAUGUUGGUCCUGGUUGACUGUGGCUCCAGCAGUCUGUUGUCUUGGCGCUGCCUGGAUGGAGGUAUUUUCACUAUUUAUGAGAUGGGCCUGGAGGUCAGUGAAGGCAAAGUUGUGCUCAAACGGGACACUGAAGAGACUUGGGUUAGAGGAGGAUCCCAGGAAAACAUCUGCCAGAGGUCUUAUCGUGUUGUCCACACCAUUGAUGGGAACUCUGCAGGAACGCCUUGCGAGUUCCCCUUCAAAUAUAACGGCAGCUGGCAUCAUGGUUGCCUUCCUGAUUCAGAUUUCCCUGGACUGUGGUGUGCUACUUCUUCAGACUAUGACCAAGACAAGGAAAGGGGGCUCUGUCUGUUACCUGAGGAAGGUUGCCACACCCUGUUUGAAGGACCAGAAGGAGAAUUCUGCUAUGAGUUUGUCUCUACUGCUGCUGUGACCUGGCACGAAGCUUUGGAUUCAUGUCGUAGUCAGGGAGCUGAUCUGCUCAGUCUGUCGGGGCCCGAAGAGCUCAGUUCUACAACCUUAUUGAAUGGGCUUCGCAGAAUGCCUGAGAGGAUGUGGAUCGGCCUUCACCAGUUAGACACUUCUCAGGGCUGGCAGUGGUCAGAUGGCUCUCCUCUGACCUACUUGCGCUGGGAACAAGGAAUGCCAUCCACCUCCAUCUUGAUUGAGUCAGACUGCGGAGUCCUGAACUCCACAAAGAACUAUGAAACUGAGUCAUGCAACAAGCACCUGCCAUACAUCUGCAAGAAGAGGGGGAAUACCUCUGACACAGCAGCAACAGAGUCUUUUGCAUAUAAAGAAACAGUGUGUGAAGAAGGCUGGGCGCCAUGGGAUGGCAUGUGUUAUAAGCUGGUUAAUGACACGCCAAAAAACUUUAUGGAUGCCCAGGUGCACUGCAACAUCACAGAGAAAGGAGGAAGUCUAGCUAGUUUCCACUCCAUUGACAGCAAAGAGAUGAUCAGCACUCAUUUCCAUACAGGUGGCAGUUUUUCAGAUGUUUGGUUUGGUCUUGUUGGUUCUGGCAUGAACCCAACUGUCUUCAAGUGGAUAGACGAGGAGCCUGUCACCUUCACAUACUGGGGCACAAACCAACCUCCCCAGCCCACUCAGGAUAACAGCUGUGUCUUGUACUCUGGGGAGUCUCAUGGUUGGAGCGUUGAAAAUUGUAUACAGAAGCUGCCUUUCAUGUGUCAGAAGAAAGGAGUGGUCACAGAAUCAGGAACACAGCCCGGAUGUCCCUCUGAUGGUUGGAGGCGACACGGUAACUCCUGCUAUCUAGUGAACACCAAGCAAGUAUCCUUCAAAGACCACUGUAACUUCACCAUCAGAAACAGAUUUGAGCAGGCCUUUAUCAACCGUCUCCUUGGAGAGUACAUCAGCAAUGAAACUCAGUAUUUCUGGAUCGGGCUGCAGGACAUUAAGAACACAGGGGAAUACCAGUGGAUGAGCCAAGAUUCCACUGAUGUGGUUACAUACACCAACUGGGGUUGGUUUGAACCAGAAAGAGUUGGAGGUUGUGCUGUGAUUUCAACUGAAAAACCCCUGGGCAAAUGGGUGGUGAAGAACUGUACCCUUUUCAAAGCUGGCACCAUUUGUAGAAAAGACCUCAGUCCACCUCCAUCUCCAGAACCAGAGCCAAACCCUAAUGCAACAUGUCCCAAUGGAUGGGUGUCCAGAAACAACAUCAAAUACUGUUACAAGGUGUUUCAUGAGGAGCGGCUCAGCAGGAAACGCUCCUGGGAGGAAGCCCGGAGGUUCUGUCAGGCUUUGGGAGCCAACCUGCCCAGCUUCACAAACAUUGAAGAGAUGAAAGCCCUGAACAACAUCAUGAGAGAAACGAUCAGUGAUAAUCGGUUCUUCUGGGUAGGCCUGAACAGGAGAAAUCCUGCUGAUAGCUCCUGGCAGUGGAGCGAUGGGCGGCCUGUAUCUGUGGACGUGUUACUCCGUGAUUUUCAUGACGAUGACGCAUACAACCGGGACUGCACUGCAUUCAAGACAAUGAAGAGCACCUUGGCACACCUGUAUGUGUUACUGCUUCAUGAGGUACUGCCCCCAACUUUUUAUGCCAGGCCAUUUCACUGUGAUGCUCAGCUAGAGUGGGUUUGCCAAAUACCCCGCGGAAAGACACCAAAAACCCCAGAAUGGUACAGUCCUGGUGGGUACCAUAACACAUCUAUCUUCGUAGAUGGAUCUGAGUUUUGGUUUGUUAAAGAGCCAAAGUUGAGUUUUGAGGAGGCUGGGCUCUAUUGUAAAUCAGAGGGUGGCAAGCUGGCUGAGCCAAAAAGCAUCAAUGCUGCUGUGAAGAUCCAAAACGAACUAAAGGAGCUUUCAAGUUCUCCCAUGGAAAACUGGUGGAUUGAUAUGAGACGGCCUGGGCGAAUAGUUCCCAUUACAUACAACCAGAGGUACUUUUAUCAUUCAUUUUUCCUGGGUCGAUGUACCUUCAUCAAUCAUGAAAGUCCCUUUCCAGAGCAUGAUCGCAGUUGCCAGCUACGAUAUUGCUUUGUGUGUGAAAAACACAAUGCCACAUCAGUGGAGAUCAACCCUCUGGACCCUCGGCCUGGAGGCCAGCCUUGUGAAAAAAACUCGCUGUCCUUCAGAAAUAAGUGCUACACAUUGAUGAAAAGGAAGUCUGCGUCAUUCAUAGGUGCCAAUGAGGAUUGCCAGUCUGUGAAAGGGACUCUGGUCACUAUAUUAGAUCGGGUGGAACAAGACUUCAUCAACACCCUCUUGCCAAGUAUGGGUAAUAUGAGCGGAAUAUGGAUUGGUCUGAAAAUGACUCGAAGCAACCCUGAAUGGGUUGACCAGUCUCCUUUUGACUACAGCAAUUUUAACCCCCUCCUCAUUGGCAUGUACAAGACUUUAAAGUACCAGACAUGGAAUCUAGACAGUAUGAACAUGUGUGCAUACUUGGCUUAUAGCCCUAGCUCUGACAUGCUGGGUACCUGGGACUACAAUUCCUGCACCCAACCCCAAAGUCUGGCCAUUUGCCAACACUAUGCAGAUAAAGUAGAGGAGCCCAUUAUCCCCCCAGAGCAUUUUCAAGUCAACAACCACACCUUCCUGACAGUUAUCAAAAAUCUCACCUGGCCCGAUGCAAGGCAGGAGUGCCUGAAUCUUGGUAUGGAUCUGGCGAGUGUGCCAGAUGCUUUCAUACAGUCCACCCUCAGUGUGCUUGUGAGCCGCGCACAAAAACCCAUGUGGAUUGGCCUCUUUAGCAAAUCUGAGUCCCACUACCAUUGGAGUGACCACAGUCACACAGUGUUCAGUCGCUGGUCUAAUGAUGCCACCAGCAGCCCAUGUGUGUACCAGGAUACUGAUGGCUACUGGAAAACCACAGAGUGUGAGGAAACACUUCAAGGUGCCAUCUGCCACAAACCACACAAGGACACAAUCACUACACUAGAUGAUGUUUCUGUCAAGUGCCCUCAUAACAUUAAAGGACCAAACUGGAUCCCCUGGAAACAGAGCUGCUACUCCUUCCAGCUGGUGGCAUCAAGGUGGGAAGCGCAUGGAAGUGACCAGAUUCAAAAUACGUGCAAAAAACUUCAUGUAGAUGCGGACAUCCUAACUAUUCGGAAUGAGCAAGAAAACGAGUUUAUCAGGAGCCAACUCCUGCCAUUUAAAAGCUUGGUUCAAUUUAUUUGGCUGGGACUGUUCAAAGAUUACAAUGAUAACCAGACAAAGUGGCACGAUGGCACAAAUGUCCAAUAUUCCAACUGGGCAAAAGGGCGACCGGAUAUAAAUGGAACAUUCAUGGCUGGUCUUACCACUGAUGGCACCUGGAUCCUGAUCGAAAACGAAGACCUGUAUGCAGAGUUCAAACAACAGUCAAUUGUGACCUGCAAACUUGAUUAUGAACCCAAACAGGAGUAUAACCGAUCAUCCAAGGAUUUUCAGAACUAUGGCAGCUUAACAUAUGAAGUUGUGACCAAAAAGUUGAAAUGGUACCAGGCUCUAGAAGAGUGUAGCCAGCGUGGCGGUCGCCUGGCGAGUGUCCAUGACUUCGAGCACAAUGCGCAUAUGAAGCUCAUUGCCAAGACAGAUGGCUUCCCGCUGUGGAUUGGCCUGUCGAACCAGGAUGUCAGUGGCUCAACCUAUGAAUGGUCAGAUGGGACAAAGUUUGACUACAACCCCGGCAUCUCUGAUGAGCAGAAGGGCUCCAGUUCAAACCAGCAGGACACCAGUUGUGUUUUAAUUACCCCUGCUGGAGAAUGGGUGAGAACCAGCUGCAAUAGUUGGAGAGAUGGUGCCAUCUGCUACACCACCACCAUCACCACCACUUCCCAAAGAGCAAAACUGCAGGCUACCCCAAAGGCUAAUCGCUGCCCUCAGAGUGAUGGCACAUCAAACUGGGUUCAGCAUCAGGACCACUGUUAUGCAUUUGAUGGGAGUUUCUACAACUAUAGUGUCUACAGUAUGGAGCAGGCCAAGACAAUCUGUCAGAAGUUGGAUGCUGAGCUGCUUACCAUAAAAACGAAAGAGGAGAAUGACUUCUUGACUAAGUACAUCAGUGACAACCCUUACAUCACCCAACGAGUAUGGCUCGGCAUGGAUCUGAAAUCUCAUGGUGGUAACCCUUUGUCCUGGCACGACGGCUCUGCUGUGGAUUACUCUAACUGGAAGCAUGGGGUGCUGGUUCCUGGGAAGAAGUUGGAGGAGGGUACCUGUGCCAUAAUGAUGGCGACAGGCAAUGGACUCUGGAAUGUGGCCACCUGCAAGUCGUCCAACAGUCGUGUUGUCUGCAAAACUAAAGCAAAGUCUAAAGGCUCUCCUGUGGCACUUGGCUUCUUCAUCGUGGUCCUCAUUGCUGUCAUUUUGGCUGCCGGGUUUGUCAUCUAUAAAAAGAAAAGAUCACACUUCUCCACUACUGUCCGCUACAAGAGGACCUUCGAUGAAUCAGACACCACCAGUAUAAUGCCAGACGACUGAGCUUGCUUGGAUAAUCAGCCUCAGGGAGAACUGAUAUGCCUGCCUCAUGUGCAUUUUACUUCUACGCUAGACCAGAUUAUGCCCCUUCCCCUUUUGUUUUAAAUAUUUAUUUUCUUACUCAAGCUUGAGAUUGUUUAAUAAUUAUGCGUAAAACUGUAAAUAUUAUUUGAGAAUUGUGAAUAGCUGCCAGAGUUUCUUAAAUUGGAUUACUUAAGACUGUUUAUUAAGAGCACCUAAUGUAAAUGCUUGAGCUGACUCUAUCUGGUAAAUACUGAUCAUUGAUAAUGGUGGAGUUGAUUCAGAUACAUGCAACCUGACAAAAUCUGCUUUAGACUCUCAUUCAGUCUUAAAGGCUUAAACUGCACUGAUGCACAAGUGAUUUCAAACUUAUCAAAAACUAUGAUGCUGUGUUUUAUACUGUAAGCUAUGACUCAAACUAGCCUAAAGUUUGAUUCACACACAAGAACCAACUAAUUCAAACAUCUAAAAGGACCGGAACCCUGAAAAUACAAAAGUGCCUAUUUUCUUUGACUAUAAGUGUUUUAUGUCCAAGAUGAGUGCAAAAUGGAGGGAAAAACCGUUGAUCUCCAGUCAUAUAUAUAUAUAUAUAUAUAUAUAUAUAUUAGGAGCAAAUUAAGCUAUUCGCUUUGUUUAUUUUGACUUUAAGCUUCAUUUUAUUAAUGUGAAUUUGAGUCAAUGUUUGCAAAAAGAAAAAAAAACUUUAAAAAGCACUCUCUCAUGGAUUACAUCUUGGUUAAAGAAAACAUUUUUGUAUUUUCAGCUGAACUUUGCCUUCAAAUAGGCAGAAUUAUCUUAGUGCCUUCUGAUAUCACUGGAUAGGUUUUAUUCUGAAAAUGUUUUUUUUUUGCGUGGUGGUUAGCAGUGUCACACCGGACAGAGCAAGAAGGUUCGAGCCUUGGCUGGGGCCUUCCUGUUUGAGUUUUUUCUCCCUGUGCAUGCAUGGGUUCUCUCUGUGUACAUGUUGGAUUAAUUGGUGUUUUAAAAGGAGUGAGUGUAAGUGGUUGUUUUCUUUUUGUGUGUUGGUGCUGUGAUGGACUUUCGAUCUGUCCAGGGUGUAUCUUGCCUCUUGCAUGAUAGCAGCUGGGAUAGGCCCCAACUACUCAGCUUUGAAAUUGGGGGACACUGUCUUAGCCUCAAGAUGAAUCAGACACCUGUCUGUGCAGUUUGUUUAUGUGAAUCUGACUUAUCUAUGCACUUAACUACUGAUAAGAAUGCACUUUAGCAUCUUGAAGUGGAUAUACUUCCUGCGGUAUGUUGAAGAAAGUGUUUAGAGUUUUUACAGAUGUUCAGUUUGCACUGUUGUUUGCUGUAAAUUCUUUGUAAAUAUGUUUCUUUUAUAACCAAGAAUGAACCAAAGAUGCUCUGAGUCCUUUUGAAUGUUAAAAGCCUUAGUUUUCUUUGAGCAAGCAGCUGCCUUGGCCUGGCUUAACUGAUUCAUAUUAAGGUGUGUAACUUUUUCUUUUUAAAUUUUUCACCCCUCUGCAGGUUUAUGAGCUUGCAUCGGGUACAUUAACCUUUCAAUAAACUUGCCUGUUUACAAAGA
This is a messenger RNA of Melanotaenia boesemani (Boeseman's rainbowfish), 6956 nucleotides long. It is a transcript of the gene ly75, whose product is annotated as lymphocyte antigen 75. Gene Ontology annotation, molecular function: signaling receptor activity. NCBI's taxonomy places the organism in Eukaryota, Metazoa, Chordata, Actinopteri, Atheriniformes, Melanotaeniidae. The record is from RefSeq and is a predicted model, not a curated record. Bases 173 to 5392 code for a protein of 1739 amino acids. The transcript is spliced from 35 exons.